Paraglomus brasilianum is the source of this 381-nucleotide messenger RNA. Lineage: Eukaryota; Fungi; Glomeromycota; Glomeromycetes; Paraglomerales; Paraglomeraceae. The record is from the annotation of a GenBank genome assembly.
AUGGAGGAAUUACGGCAAGUUAACCAAGAAUUACAUGAAGAACUCAAGCGAUUAGCACAAUCAAAUCGGGAUUAUGAGUAUAUAAAUUACAGUCUCGAAAAACAGAUAGCUAUACGUGAGAAAAGAAUCCAAGUUUUGGAAGAUGAGCUUGAAAGCGUUAUAUCCCUUUCUAGUCAAGAGAAAGAGGAAUUACGGAAAGAAAUCUCCGAUUUAAAAAAAUCGCUAUAUCAAGCUAGAAAAGAAAUCCGGCAAAAAGAGAAGGAUCUCACCAUUAGAGAAAAUCAAUUAGCUGAAAUUGAUGUAAGAGAAAAGAAACUCAAAACCCGAAUUCGAGAAAUAUCAAAAUCUGCAGGUAAUACUCCUAAAGCAUAUACCCAAACG